Mesoplodon densirostris (Blainville's beaked whale) is the source of this 1027-nucleotide messenger RNA. RefSeq names its product geminin DNA replication inhibitor (gene GMNN). NCBI's taxonomy places the organism in Eukaryota, Metazoa, Chordata, Mammalia, Artiodactyla, Ziphiidae. The record is from RefSeq and is a predicted model, not a curated record. Gene Ontology annotation, cellular component: nucleus. Gene Ontology annotation, biological process: negative regulation of cell cycle; negative regulation of DNA replication. The transcript is spliced from 7 exons. Bases 146 to 775 code for a protein of 209 amino acids.
GAGUUCUAGUCCUUUACAGCCGCGCGCGCUAGCAUUCCUGCGGCUGCGGAGACGAACGCGUAUUGCCUGUGGACCCCACGCGAGGCGCCGCAGCCACAACUACGUGAGUUCGCUACGAGGAUUGCCCGCUUCCAUCCAGUGUAUAAUGAAUCACAGUAUGAAGCAGAAACAAGGAAUCCAAGAGAAUGUAAAGAGUAGUCCUGUUCCAAGAAGAACUCUGAAGAUGAUUCAGCCUUCUACGGCUGGAUCUCUAGUCGGAAGAGAAAAUGAGUUGGUUAAAAGCUUGUCCAAACGGAAACAUUGGAACGACCAGUUAAUAUCUAAGACUUCCAGCUCUGGAGUUGUUACUGACCCAGAACACAGUGAAAAUAAAAAUCUUGGAGGCGUCACCCAAGAAGCAUUUGAUCUUAUGAUUACAGAAAAUCCAUCCUCUCAAUAUUGGAAAGAAGUGGCGGAAAAACGGAGGAAGGCUCUCUAUGAAGCACUUAAGGAAAAUGAGAAACUUCAUAAAGAAAUUGAACAAAAGGACAAUGAAAUUGCCCGCCUGAAGAAGGAGAAUAAGGAAUUGGCAGAAGUAGCAGAACACGUACAGUAUAUGGCAGAGAUAAUAGAGAGACUGAAUCAAGAACCUCUGGAUAACUUUGAAUCACCGGAUAGUCAGGAAUUUGAUUCUGAAGAGGAAACCGGUGAGGAUUCUGAAGUAGAAGGCUCAGAAAUGGGUACAUGUGCUGCAGAAGUUGUCUCUUCCUCUACAGAUGCAAAACCGCGUGUGUGAAAUUCAGUAAUACUGACUCUUGAGAAAUAUACUGCCAACGUUCACCUCCACUGUCGUUCUUUGUAGCAGAGCAAAUAACUUUAUAAUGAACACUUGGACUCAGACUUCCUUGUUUGUAUCCUGAGGCCCUAUUAUUGUAUUAAAAUACAAAUACUACGUAUUUUUAAUCUACGGUGUUGUUUUGUGUAAAUAGCAUUUUCUCAGUUGUCAGACAUGACUUGUGUAUAUGAUAAAUAAACUUCAUUCUGUUGA